This is a messenger RNA of Scheffersomyces stipitis CBS 6054, 801 nucleotides long. Its product is annotated as acetate uptake transporter family protein. NCBI's taxonomy places the organism in Eukaryota, Fungi, Ascomycota, Pichiomycetes, Serinales, Debaryomycetaceae. The record is from RefSeq and is a predicted model, not a curated record. Gene Ontology annotation, cellular component: plasma membrane. The coding region runs from base 1 to 801 and encodes 266 amino acids. The transcript has a single exon. Gene Ontology annotation, molecular function: acetate transmembrane transporter activity.
AUGUCUUCGUUGGAGUCUUCGCAAUCGAAUAAACAGAUCAACACCUCCAACGACUCUUUACCUCAUACACUGGUUACGUACGCUGGAGCCGGAAAUGAGUAUGUAAUUAUUGAAGGGAGGAAGUAUUUGAGACAUGAAUUGAUGUCUGCCUUUGGCGGAACGUUCAACCCAGGUUUAGCGCCCUAUCCAAAGCAUCAAUUCGGUAAUGCCUCUGCUCUUGCCAUGUCUUCUUUCGCAGUUACCGUCUUCGUCUUGGGACUAUUUUACUCAGGAGCCAUGGGAAUCACAAUUCCCAAUGUUGCCGUUUCGGUGUGUCUCUUUUACGGAGGAGUGGGCAUGUUCGUCUCUGGUAUAUGGGAAUUGGUUAUUGGUAAUACGUUUGCUGGUACUGUUUUCGCUGGUUACAGUACAUUUGCAUUCUCGUUUGCAACCAUUUUUAUUGAUUCGUUUGGAAUACAAAAGGCAUAUGCUGAACAUCCAGAACAAUUUGGUAACGCAGUAGGAUUAUAUCUUGUCGGCUGGUCCGUCUACACCUUUAUUAACAUUACCCAUUGUUUCAAAGCUACUGUCAGCUUUGUAGUCUUAUUUCUUACACUCGACUUGGCGUUCAUUUUUUUAGCUGCUGGAUUCAUGACUGGUAGACCAAAUCUUCUCAAGGCCGGUGGAAUUUUCGCAACCAUUUCAUCUAUUUCAGGUUUCUGGAACUUUUAUGCGGGCAUUGCAAACCCAACCAACAGCUACUUCCGGCUUCCUGUGUUUCCUAUUCCAGCUUACCAGAGUAAGAAGAAAGAGGCUCAAUAG